Purpureocillium lilacinum is the source of this 444-nucleotide messenger RNA. The record is from RefSeq and is a predicted model, not a curated record. Lineage: Eukaryota; Fungi; Ascomycota; Sordariomycetes; Hypocreales; Ophiocordycipitaceae.
AUGCCAAUACACGACAGCCAAACUUACGCAUCGGAGCAGCAAAGACGCAACAGCAAAGCAAAGCAACACCCGCACGCCCAACAACGGGGAAACCCCAAAGGUGUAAUGUACCCGGUACACACACGGCUUUCCGUACUUCCGCUAUGGGCUCCGCUUACUUCCUUUCCCUCCCUGCGUUCCCGCGUGGGCGAGAUUUACCCACACACACUUUUGGGCCCUUCGGGAAACCUUGUUUGUGCCGGGGGGCGCUGGGACGACCAACAACAGGUCAGCCAGCCACCACCACCACCAGCACCACCACCAUCAAGUACACCUUUUCGGAGAGUAAACCCAAAAUACUUGUCCGCCAGUCACACUGCCUUGUUGCUCGUUUCCCCUACCUUUCCAAGCAAGAAUAUUGCCCGGGCUUCACACAGCUGCACACCCAAGCACCAUGAGCGCUAA